CAGUACAUGCGGAACAGACAGUUGGAGAAUAUCGGGCACGGGUAGGGAGAGAGGAAAGGGGGCGGACGACAAUUUUAGCCCUCCAUUAACGGCACAAUUUAUACUGUUUGAAAUAUAACUGUACAACUACCAAUUUAAUCAUAAGAAGAAUUGAAAGCCGCAAACAUGGCACAGCCAGACAACCAAAGCAAGAGAUUCUUUGAGAGUCUGUCGGGAGCGGGGAAAUCCAUCGCAGUGCUGACUAGCGGAGGGGAUGCUCAAGGUAAGGUUACUGUGACAGAUGACAGCGCGAGAGAAUGUACCCUGUGACAUUGUAUCAGUGGAGAGGCCCGUAGAGGGCGAAAAGCACCCAUUUGAACUGAAAAGAAACACAUUGUUACAUUGUAUAUUGAAUCAACUAGCCUUGAUACAAUGUUUCAAUAAAAAUAGCAAUUCUUUGAAGUAAUGUUACAGUAGCAGAUAUCACAGGCGCAGUUAGCAUUUUGGUGGCUAGCUAGCUCUGAUUAUCCACAUUUGGAGCAUUUUCUCACCACCACUAGGCCAGCUGCAAGCUCCCGUCAAGGUGAAACACAUAUGCCGACAUAGCUAGAUAGCUCGACGUCUAUUCGAUUAUCAGGCCAAUCAUCUGAUUUGUAUUGAUUUUACACAUAACAUUAACAACAAUUAUGACACCGGGCUACGUGUGGAGAGAGGAGAGGUGAUUUAAUUUUCGAAUUCUUGCCACUGCAUUGCAGAGUUUCGUUCUGUUAGUGUGAUCACGUACUGUAGCAUUUGUCCUUUAAUAAUAUUGGUAUGCUUCAUAGUAAUAUGUUACAUUAUAACAUCGGGUUGAUGAAGGAAUUAGUGAGGAUGAUGACGACGACUCCUCCCAACCAGGAAGUCACUAAAAACGAUGGUGUUCAUGCUGCUAUCUUCAUCAUUUUAAAAAGGAAUAAACGUCUAUCUCUGAAAAGCAGACGUUCACUAUUAUGAUUAUUCUGAACAAGAAUGUCAUUUAAAUAUGUUAUGGGACUGCAAUAAGCUUCAGCGAUGCCCUAGCCUGUGUGCGUUGCCUACGUGAGGAGCAGCAGGCAUCAUAGCAGGCUGCGUCAGAGGAAACCCAUUGUCAUAUGCUCUGUCUACUGUUACUUUAUGAAUGUGGCUUGUGCCUUAGUCAAAAUAGGGCACGUUUUCAUGGUUAUCAAAAGAACAAGAAGAAGCACUAGGAAUCAGCUCAAACGACUUGAGUGAGUCAUAGAGAAAGCAGAACAGCUUUCAAGAUUGCUGCAGUAGGCCUUUGCUUAUAAUAUAACUUUAUUAUGAAAGGCCUACUGCAGCAAUAUUGACUAAUGAACCUUGGUUGGAAGCCUAUCUAUAUUCCACACGGGCCAUCACAUUGCAUUGCAGUAUCUAUUUGAAAUGCCUUUGCCCACACACCCCUACAAUGAAGACCAAAUGCCCUUACCCAAUGCACUGCAGGAUACUACAUGAUGGUCAUCACUGUAAAAAUGGUCCCUGUAAAUCUACAGCAUUAUACUGGCAGCAGAGUUGCCAGUUAAAUACUGUAGUUUUGCUUUACGGCAGGGUUGCUGUAAAAUGUUUUACAAUAAGAAAAACAGUGAUGAAUUAUACAAUACAGCUCUAUCUGUCUGUCUGUCUCACUCACUCACUCACUCACUCACUCACUCACUCACUCACUCACUCACUCACUCACUCACUCACUCACUCACUCACUCACUCAUCUGGCAGCAUGAGGUUGGUGCCUGAAACUGAACAUUUGAAUCUCCAUUGGGCACAAGGUAUUACUGUAAAGAAAUACUGUACUUUUUGGAGGAGUCUUCCAAUUCCAGAUAAUAACAGCAUUAUUUGCAUUUUACCCAUAAUGCAUUUUACUGUGCAUUCUACAGUGUUUUAAUAUUGAAAUUACAGAAAAGUCAUACAGUGCAGUCAAGAUGCCUUUGACUCAGCCAGGAAUGGCCAGGAGUACACUGAUCGAUCCCCUGUGGGUGGGAGGCUUUAUAAUGCCAUAGCAAUGUUGUCUACCUCACUGCGCUGCAGGGUUCACUGUAGCUGCAGGCCUUACUGCACAGCCUCUGUUAGGCCCCAAACAUGAGUCUUUGGCCUCAGAAUGUACAACUAGAACUCAUCUGGAGGAUCAGAGAGCAUUCAGGCCGUCUGAAAACAACUUAGAGCCAUGCAUGAUAGGAAUGUCAGCUUCAGAAAGACAUCCCACUGGGCACAGAUGCCAGCUCAAUGUCUAGUUUUGAUGUAAAUUUGGUUGAGUUGUCAACUAAUGUGAAAUCAACAAAACAUUUCAAAAUAUAAUUGGAGUUAAGUUAAAUGUUGGGAGAAAAAAAGAAAAAAUUCCCUUACGUUGAUGACUUUUUGCAAAUCCAAUCAGUUUUGGAUGUUGAUUCAACGUCAUCGCAUUCAUUUUUUUAGUUGAAAUGACAUGGAAACAACGUUGAUUCAACCAGUUUUUGCCCAGUGGGAUGAGUCAGUCAGACUUGUAGCUUACAAUACCCAUAUGUUCUCUCUGGCUCUGCCGCACUCAUAAUCAGAUGGUUUACAAGAGGUAAUAUGAAUAUAACUAUGCUAUUCAUAUGAAUGUAGUUACAUAACAGAACAGAGAUGAUCACUUGACUUGUAAAGUGGCAACUGAUGAUCCCUUUAUGAUGAUUAUGCGUGAAAAACUAUGGAUCUGUCAUUAUGUAAUAGCUUUUAUAAUACACUCAAUAUAGGCUAGGCCCUAUGAGGUUCAUUUAGAGAAGUCUGUACCUGUUCUUAUCAUUUUUUUCUCCCCUGCUUUCUUGCUUUCUCUUUCAUAUCCUCCUGAUGGUCAAUCUCAGAAGUGUGUUGCUUAGUAACAGCUUAGCCGAGCUACUAUGACACUGUGAAACCAAACGUUUAUCAGAUUGUGGAUAAGCGCCUCCCCCGGGCCUAGUCAGCCAAGUUCCAAGGAUCUGCAUGGUCUACAGCACAUUAACCAUUAUUCCUACUGUCUAAGAAGUUAGGUUAACCUGACAUUAGAAUUCUAGGCACAGAACAACAUCUUUACAGUUCUCUCCAAAGCAACUGAAUAUGGCAGUGGGAACAUGGCAGUGGGAGACUGGGAUUCCUGCAGUGGAAGCGGACUGCACAGUGUUGGGAUUUUUGAAAGCGAGGCUCUUUCUUAUGGUGAUAAAAGAUUCAGACUUCGGCCUGAAAGGGGGCAUGCCAUUACAUGUUGAGCUAUUCACCACUUACGCUCAUAAGUGUAUGCACAGGAAUCAUGUGUUUCAUGUGGCCAUACGUUCUCUUGUUGAAUAUAAUUAGGCUAUAUAGGACAUGUCGCUACAGAAGUCUUAAGCAGUAUUCAAAUGUUGCUAUUUAAAAAUGCCUUAUUCAAGAGAGUGCGAGUCAGUCGUUUUGUUUUUCUCUUGGCUAGGAAUGAAUGCUGCUGUCCGGGCAGUCGUUCGAAUGGGAAUCUAUGUGGGAGCCAAAGUUUACUUCAUUCGUGAGGUGAGUCUAGACACUCUGUAUACACAGCAAUACUUUACAAACCAAAAAAGCAUUCCUUACCCAAGGAUACGUCAACAGGUGUGACGAUCCAGGCAAAGAAAGAAAUAGGAGCACUCUGUCUGCAUUGAUCUGAGUUUUAUUCAUGGGACAAAAUACUUUAUAAACACCUUACUGAGCUGAAUAUGUUCCUACCACCCAGGAUGGUUUUGUAUGUAGACAAAUAAAGGCUGACUGAUGAACAUUUGGAAUCUCCUCAAUAUUUGCUGAUUAGAGGCAACCACCCAUCAUUUGACCUGCUCUUGCAUCCAUAAUGUGGAAGCCGAAUUACAAACAGAAGGAUACAUGCCUACAGUAGGCUACAAGGCAAUGUUUGUGUUGUAUAUUCUAAUCUCUGGAUGGAACCAGACCAUCUAUUUCACAUAUAGCCUACACACUGACAAAUGGGCUGUGUUCUGCUUAUGCCUAGGUCUAAUGAUGACCCAUAUGUUGAUUUAAUUAUGAAAUGUUAAUCCUCUAUGCAGCUCAUUUCCUGAGUAGUUCAGGGCCUAAAAUGCCUGCUCAUUCUGUCAUUUGUGUACAUGGUGGUCUACACUGUUAUGUCACCGACUAAAGGCAUUAGUCGACAGAUCACAUGUAUUUCCCUCUCGGUCUGCUCAGGUAAUCUGUUUGGCUUCCAUGUCCGUUUAAACAGGAUGUGAAAGCCAAAGACCUGAUACACAGUAUGACAUAUUUGUUUUAUAACAGUGAGGGAAAAAAGUAUUUGAUCCCCUGCAGAUUUUGUACGUUUGCCCACUGACAAAGAAAUGAUCAGUCUAUAAUUUUAAUGGUAGGUUUAUUUGAACAGUGAGAGACAGAAUAACAACAAAAAAAUCCAGAAAAAUGCAUGUCAAAAAUGUUAUAAAUUGAUUUGCAUUUUAAUGAGGGAAAUAAGUAUUUGACCCCCUCUCAAUCAGAAAGAUUUCUGGCUCCCAGGUGUCUUUUAUUCAGGUAACGAGCUGAGAUUAGGAAGACACUCUUAAAAGGAAUGCUCCUAAUCUCAGUUUGUUACCUGUAUAAAAGACACCUGUCCACAGAAGCAAUCAAUCAAUCAGAUUUCAAACUCUCCACCAUGGCCAAGACCAAAGAGCUCUCCAAGGAUGUCAGGGACAAUAUUGUAGACCUACACAAGGCUGGAAUGGGCUACAAGACCAUCGCCAAGCAGCUUGGUGAGAAGGUGACAACAGUUAGUCCGAUUAUUCGCAAAUGGAAGAAACACAAAAGAACUGUCAAUCUCCCUCGGCCUGGGGCUCCAUGCAAGAUCUCACCUCGUGGAGUUGCAAUGAUCAUGAGAACGGUGAGGAAUCAGCCCAGAACUACACGGGAGGAUCUUGUCAAUGAUCUCAAGGCAGCUGGGACUAUAGUCACCAAGAAAACAAUUGGUAACACACUACGCCGUGAAGAACUGAAAUCCUGCAACGCCCGCAAGGUCCCCCUGCUCAAGAAAGCACAUAUACAGGGCCGUCUGAAGUUUGCCAAUGAACAUCUGAAUGAUUCAGAGGAGAACUGGGUAAAAGUGUUGUGGUCAGAUGAGACCAAAAUCGAGCUCUUUGGUAUCAACUCAACUCGCCGUGUUUGGAGGAGGAGGAAUGCUGCCUAUGACCCAAAGAACACCAUCCCCACCGUCAAACAUGGAGGUGGAAACAUUAUUCUUUGGGGGUGUUUUUCUGCUAAUGGGACAGGACAACUUCACCGCAUCAAAGGGACGAUGGACGGGGCCAUGUACCGUCAAAUCUUGGGUGAGAACCUCACUCCCUCAGUCAGGGCAUUGAGAAUGGGUCGUGGAUGGGUAUUCCAGCAUGACAAUGACCCAAAACACACGGCCAAUGCAACAAAGGAGUGGCUCAAGAAGAAGCACAUUAAGGUCCUGGAGUGGCCUAGCCAGUCUCCAGACCUUAAUCCCAUAGAAAAUCUGUGGCGGGAGCUGAAGGUUUGAGUUGCCAAACGUCAGCCUCGAAACCUUAAUGACUUGGAGAAGAUCUGCAAAGAGGAGUGGGACAAAAUCCCUCCUGAGAUGUGUGCAAACCUGGUGGCCAACUACAAGAAAUGUCUGACCUCUGUGAUUGCCAACAAGGGUUUUGCUACCAAGUACUAAGUCAUGUUUUGCAGAGGGGUCAAAUACUUAUUUCCCUCAUUAAAAUGCAAAUCAAUUCAUAACAUUUCUGACAUACGUUUUUCUGUAUUUUUUUGUUUGUUAUUCUGUCUCUCACUGUUCAAAUAAACCUACCAUUAAAAUUAUAGACUGAUCAUGUCUUUGUCAGUGGGCAAACGUACAAAAUCAGCAGGGGAUCAAAUACUUUUUAUCCCUCACUGUAACUCUAUGGUUUAAUUUGCGACCAUUCUGAUUGCAUUGGCUAUGCUCCUAUAAACAUUGGUAGUCUGUGCUGCCUGGAGUUUUGAUUUGGUAGCACAAGUCCGCCUAGAAGUAUAUUGUCCCAGAUGAACAUUGAAUGGCAAAAUUAUGUUUGUGCCAUUUGGAGUAGCCUAAGCAAAGUUGCUACAUUUGUAUCGUUUCGUGUCGGUAGGCCUACGCUCUGGCUGUUGUUACAUUUGUAUAAUUAUUUGAGCGGUACAAAGUUGGUGCAUUGUAUCAUUUCAACUCACCUGUGAGGGUGAACAGGAAAUUCAGCAACUCUUGGAGGACAGUAGAAGUUAAAAGUCGAGUUGACUACUUGACAGUGGAAGUUUUACAGAUCAAAAAAUGAAGGAGGCUUGUAUAUAUUUGAAAAUGUCAUCCUAUGGGUUCAGGGACCAAUACAAAUGGGAAUACAAACAAAACAUUAUGUGAUUGGUAAAUUAGUUCCAAAAAUCUGACUGAAUUUGAAAUGACAAAACUUGUGCUAUUUCAUAUUGUUUGGUGGUGCUAACCAGUGCUACCAAUAAAAAAAAAAAGUGUAUGCCCUGCUUAUUGUAAUAGUAGCCUACAUCUUGAUUAAUUUAAUAUCUUGGACAAGGACAUUUCUAAUUUGAUUCUAUGCAGGGAUAAGACAUGAAGAUAAUGAUUAAUAUACAAGCUGCAUGUCAGUCCAGAUAUUACACAUAGUGGGGGGUUGUUAAGCCUAAGAAGUGUGUGUGCAUGUGUGUACUUUAUGUGACAUCUGUGUUGUAUCUACAGGGAUAUCAGGGUAUGGUAGAUGGUGGAGAAGAGAACAUAAUGGAGGCCAGUUGGGAAAGUGUCUCCAGCAUGUUACAAAUGGUGAGUACUGUACCAUCCAUGUAGGACAGAAAUACAUUACCAGUCAAAAGUUUGAACACUCCUACUCAUUCAAGGGUUUUUCUUUAUUUUUACUAUUUUUUACAUUGUACAAUAAUAGUGAAGACAUCAAAACUAUGAAAUAACACAUAUGGAAUCAUGUAGUAACCCAAAAAGUGUUAAACAAAUCAAAAUAUAUUUUAUAUUUGAGAUUCUUCAAAUAGCCACCCUUUUCGUUGAUGACAGCUUUGCACACUCUGGUAAUGUAGAUGACCACACACUGAAUCACAGUAGCCUAUUUACAAAACCCAUAGACAUAGACAUAGCAAUAAUUGAUUGGUGUGAGUAGGCAUCUUGCAUCUGUGCUGUUUUUUUACAUCCACGUUCAAUGUUUGUGUAAUGCCACCAUGCCAGGGUGGCACCGUCAUUGGCAGUGCCCGGUGCAAGGAGUUCCGGUCCCACGAGGGGCGUCUGAAGGCAGCCCACAACCUGGUGCAGCGUGGCAUCACCAACCUGUGUGUGAUCGGAGGGGACGGCAGCCUCACUGGGGCCAACCUCUUCAGAGAGGAGUGGAGCGGACUGCUGGAGGAACUGGUCCAGCAAGGUGGGGAAUUGGGCUGGUUUUGUUUUUUACCAGGGACAGGAGAGGGGUUAGGGAAAAAAGAUCGCAAGGUGGGGACUGGCACUUUGUUUCUAGUGGGGACAGGAGAGGAGUUAGAGAGAGCGGGAUGGCAGAGAAAAAGGUGGACUGCAGAAGGGUUUGUUUGUAGUGGGGACAGACAGGGGCAUGAGGUAGGGGUCAUUGAGAGAGAGCUUAGAGAAAGGUAGGGGCUGUAUAGAGAGAGGUCAUACUGACAGGGUGACAUAUUGACCCUGAAAAGAAGUGGAAAUGUCAAGUUUGGUAAUGUGGUAGGCUGAACAGUCUUAAAAGUGUAUUUGCAGAUGAGUUAAUCCAUUGUGAGCUUUCUGCUAGAACAGGAUAAUAAAUCCCCAAAUGUUUUUAAUCUGAAAGGAUUUGUCCGGGAAGGCAAAAACUCUGUCCUAUGACAUUGUUUUUAUUUGAGAAUGAAUUGGUCGUAGUUUCUCAUUGUGUACCUGUGUUGGCUGUUUCAUAUCCUACCUCAGAAUGGAGCUACAAUGUCAAGUUAGUCUUUCUGCAUAGAAGUUAUGGCUAAUCCCGCCUCACAUUGAAGAGACAGGGAUCUUGGAAUAAAUAGCUUUCUUUUAUUUCAAUCUUUGUCACAAAAGUAUAUAAUUGUAUUGUUUUUAAACUUUGCAACAGGGUUGAUUAAUGAAGAUGCUGUCCAGAAGUAUUCAGCCCUGCACAUCGUCGGGAUGGUGGGGUCUAUCGACAACGACUUCUGUGGCACCGACAUGACAAUUGGGACGGACUCUGCCCUGCACAGGAUCAUAGAGGUGGUGGAUGCAAUCAUGACCACUGCACAGAGGUUAGCAAUAGUAGCUUUAACAAAAGUUCUUCGAGUUUUUACUUUAUCUGGGUUAGCUGUGAACAUAUGAUUCUCUCAAAUGUCAUCUUCUCACUCGCUAUCUCUCUUUCAGCCACCAGAGGACAUUUGUGCUGGAGGUCAUGGGCAGGCAUUGUGGGUAAGACAGACACAGACUUUUAAACGUAUUUAAACAUUGAUAUGCUAACACACCUUAUGUGUGACCUUGUGUGUGAGUUCAGAUCCGUCCCGUGGGGCCAAUGGGUGCUGUUUUAUGACUAGUGUGUGUUUGUGUGUGUGUCCAUGUUUGUGUGUCCGUGCGUAUGUGCGUGGGUGUGUGUCUGUGUGUGUCUGUGUGUGUCUGUCUCCAGAUACCUGGCCUUAGUGAGUGCCCUGGCGUGUGGUGCUGACUGGGUGCUGAUCCCUGAGAUGCCCCCUGAGGACGGCUGGGAGGAGAAGAUGUGUCAGAAACUAUCUGCGGUAAUGUAUUAACUUAGCACUCCUUUAACCUCACAACACUUCUCACUAAUAUGUAAUGCUCUUUCACUAUCCAGUUCGCUCUGUUUCGUUGUUGUAGUAUAUAUUGAACAAUUUACAAUAAAUUAUUACUUUUAGAAUAAAAUGAAGUUAGCCUAACCAAGAAUUGCAACAAGUUCAGUUCAAUGUCACAUAAGGCUAACAUUGAGAUACGAUCUGAUCUGCAGUUAUUUGGUAAUGUUACAGUAAUUUACUUGUGUGUUAUUGUGCUGUUUUCUGUUUGGAAAUAAAAUGUUAUGGUCCAGACUCGCUCCAGGGGUUCAAGGUUGAACAUAAUCAUAGUGGCUGAGGGAGCCAUUGACAGACAUGGGAAAGCUAUAACCGGUAGUGUUGUCAAGGACGUGAGUACCUUAGCGUGUUACAGGGCCAAAACCAAAAGUACGGAGGCCCAACAGCGUCAAAACAGUCCACUGGCAAACGAGCAGAGUAUUAUGGGGUUGGUGUCAUAUUAUGUGUUGACACCAAGUUAGUAAAUUAUUUGAUAGUAAGGACAUUUUCAAAUAAAGAGAUUAUGACAAUCUUUGGUUAAUAUGUCGCCAAGAAUUAACACUUGCUCUCUGGUCCAUGGACAAUUUUCUCACAGUCUGGCCCUCUGUCUUUUGCGAGCCAAGCCAAACCUCUGUUUUAGUUUCUGUCAUGUGUCUUCCAUCCCUCCCUCAUAUAGAACCGGGCAGGAAUGAAAAGGCUGAAUAUCAUAAUAGUAGCCGAGGGGGCAAUUGAUUGUAACAACAAGCCCAUAACGACAGACCAUGUCAAGGAUGUAAGUACAGCUAUCUCAGGCCUAUAGCAGACAACUCCUGCUAGGCCUCUAUUGCUACCCUACUGCCCUUGGUGUGGCUUCACUCUCGCUGACUGUGCCCUCUGGUAUGAAUGCUCUGAUGCACACACACACUCUGUGGUAAGACAGCAUUCACCACUGCUUCCUGAGUGGCCUCAAACUUAAUUUACAGCUCAUAAACUGCUUUUGCCCUCUACCAUCUUGAUUUGCUGUAUGACAGCUUACCCAGAUACGUUUUAGUAACCUACAGUGCCUUGCAAAAGUAUUCAUCCCCCUUGGUGUUUUUUCCUAUUUUGUUGCAUUACAACCUGUAAUAUAAAUUGAUUUUUAUUUGGAUUUCAUGUAAUGGACAUACACAAAAUAGUCCAAAUUGGUGAAGUGAAAUUAAAAAAAUAACUUGUUUCAGAAAAAUAAUUACGGAAAAGUGGUGCGUGCAUAUGUAUUCACCCCCUUUGCUAUGAAGCCCCUAAAUAAGAUCUGGUGCAACCAAUUACUUUCAGAAGUCACAUAAUUAGUUAAAUAAAGUCCACCUGUGUGCAAUCUAAAUGUCACAUGAUCUCAGUAUAUAUACAGUGGGGAUAAAAAGUAUUUAGUCAGCCACCAAUUGUGCAAGUUCUCCCACUUAAAAAGAUGAGAGAGGCCUGUAAUUUUCAUCAUAGGUACACGUCAACUAUGACAGACAAAUUUAGGAGAAAAAAAUCCAGAAAAUCACAUUGUAGGAUUUUUUAUGAAUUUAUUUGCAAAUUAUGGUGGAAAAUAAGUAUUUGGUCACCUACAAACAAGCAAGAUUUCUGGCUCUCACAGACCUGUAACUUCUUCUUUAAGAGGCUCUUCUGUCCUCCACUCGUUAUCUGUAUUAAUGGCACCUGUUUGAACUUGUUAUCAGUAUAAAAGACACCUGUCCACAACAUCAAACAGUCACACUCCAAACUCCACUAUGGCCAAGACCAAAGAGCUGUCAAAGGACACCAGAAACAAAAUUGUAGACCUGCACCAGGCUGGGAAGACUGAAUCUGCAAUAGGUAAGCAGCUUGGUUUGAAGAAAUCAACUGUGGGAGCAAUUAUUAGGAAAUGGAAGACAUACAAGACCACUGAUAAUCUCUCUCGAUCUGGGGCUCCACGCAAGAUCUCACCCCGUGGGGUCAAAAUGAUCACAAGAACGGUGAGCAAAAAUCCCAGAACCACACAGGGGGACCUAGUGAAUGACCUGCAGAGAGCUGGGACCAAAGUAACAAAGCCUACCAUCAGUAAAACACUACGCCGCCAGGGACUCAAAUCCUGCAGUGCCAGACGUGUCCCCCUGCUUAAGCCAGUACAUGUCCAGGCCCGUCUGAAGAUUGCUAGAGUGCAUUUGGAUGAUCCAGAAGAGGAUUGGGAGAAUGUCAUAUGGUCAGAUGAAACCAAAAUAUAACUUUUUGGUAAAAACUCAACUCGUCGUGUUUGGAGGACAAAGAAUGCUGAGUUGCAUCCAAAUAACACCUUACCUACUGUGAAGCAUGGGGGUGGAAACAUCAUGCUUUGGGGCUGUUUUUCUGCAAAGGGACCAGGACGACUGAUCCGUGUAAAGGAAAGAAUGAAUGGGGCCAUGUAUCGUGAGAUUUUGAGUGAAAACCUCCUUCCAUCAGCAAGGGCAUUGAAGAUGAAACGUGGCUGGGUCUUUCAGCAUGACAAUGAUCCCAAACACACCGCCCGGGCAACGAAGGAGUGGCUUCGUAAGAAGCAUUUCAAGGUCCUGGAGUGGCCUAGCCAGUCUACAGAUCUCAACCCCAUAGAAAAUCUUUGGAGGGAGUUGAAUGUCUGUGUUGCCCAGCGACAGCCCCAAAACAUCACUGCUCUAGAGGAGAUCUACAUGGAGGAAUGGGCCAAGAUACCAGCAACAGUGUGUGAAAACCUUGUGAAGACUUACAGAAAAUGUUUGACCUGUGUCAUUGCCAACAAAGGGUAUAUAACAAAGUAUUGAGAAACUUUUGUUAUUGACCAAAUACUUAUUUUCCACCAUAAUUUGCAAAUAAAUUCAUAAAAAAUCCUACAAUGUGAAGAAAAUCUCAUUUUGUCUGUCAUAGUUGACGUGUACCUAUGAUGAAAAUUACAGGCCUCUCUCAUCUUUUUAAGUGGGAGAACUUGCACAAUUGGUGGCUGACUAAAUACUUUUUUUCCCCACUGUACACCUGUUCUGAAAGGCCCCAGAGUCUGCAACACCACUAAGCAAGGGGCACCACCAAGCAAGCGGCACCAUGAAGACCAAGGAGCUCUCCAAACAGGUCAGGGACAAAGUUGUGGAGAAGUACAGAUCAGGGUUGGGUUAUAAAAAAAUAUCUGAAACUUUGAACAUCCCACGGAGCACCAUUAAAUCCAUUAUUAAAAAAUGGAAAGAAUAUGGCACCACAACAAACCUGCCAAGAGAGGGCCGCCCACCAAAACUCACGGACCAGGCAAGGAGGGCAUUAAUCAGAGAGGCAACAAAGAGACCAAAAAUAACCCUGAAGGAGCUGCAAAGCUCCACAGCGGAGAUUGGAGUAUCUGUCCAUAGGACCACUUUAAGCCGUACACUCCGCAGAGCUGGGCUUUAUGGAAGAGUGGCCAGAAAAAAGCCAUUGCUUAAAGAAAAAAAUAAGCAAACACGUUUGGUGUUCGCCAAAAGCCAUGUGGGAGACUCCCCAAACAUAUGGAAGAAGGUACUCUGGUCAGAUGAGACUAAAAUUGAGCUUUUUGGCCAUCAAGGAAAACGCUAUGUCUGGCGCAAACCCAACACCUCUCAUCACCCCGAGAACACCAUCCCCACAGUGAAACAUGGUGGUGGCAGCAUCAUGCCAAAAGGCAUGUGGGAGACUCCCCAAACAUAUGGAAGAAGGUACUCUGGUCAGAUUAGUUAGUUAGUUAGUUAGUUAGUUAUGCACGCUCAAGUUUUCUGCUUUUUUGUCUUAUUUCUUGUUUGUUUCACACAAAAAUUAUUUUGCAUCUUCAAAGUGGUAGGCAUGUUGUGUAAAUCAAAUGAUACAAACCCCCCAAAAAUCAAUUUUAAUUCCAGGUUGGUAGGCAACAAAAUAGGAAAAAUGCCAAGGGGGUGGAUACUUUCGCAAGCUACUGUACAUGUCUAGCCAGGCCUAUGGAACGCAUUGUAAAGAGAUACAUUUUGUACAAAACGCAUCAGCACAGCUGUGAAAUAGACUAUAAAUGGAAAAUAAUUUAAUUGCAUUGUUAAUAAUUUAGAAAAUUAAGUCCUUUAUAAUCUAGCACAGGAUGACACAAGAAUUUAGGCAAAGCAUUUAAUCCAGCUUGUGCUUGAAUGUCUUUUUAUUUAUUUAGUUGUAUCACAUUUUGAAAGUCAACCUUUUUUAAGCAUGGGAUCUUUGGUCUGUGCAUCUUAUAAAGACCCCACUAACAUGACUGAAAAUAAGGAGGAUAGAUUGCAUGUGCAUUGUGUUUUUACCUUUGCUCAACCCUUCAGCUUGUGAGAGUAUUUUCUCUUCGUGGUUUAUUACAAAUGUGUGUGUCUAGAAUAUCUUAUGUAAAAUAGACCUUCAUAAAAAUAAAACAAUUCUGAUAGUUUACUUACAGUACGUGAAGAAAAAAAAAAGUGCUUUAGUAUUUAGCCUAGUAUUAGAUCUAGCAUUAGUAUUUUGCAUUACCAUUACUCCUAUACCAUUACUAUAGGACAGACUUUAAAAGAUUGUCGCUAAAACAUGGUUCCUGUUGUCCCAGCUUGUUGUCAGAUGCCUGGGGUUUGACACCCGUGUGACAAUCCUGGGCCACGUCCAGAGAGGAGGAACCCCCUCUGCCUUCGACCGUAUCCUGGUAGGUAUUCUGACCGUAUUCUGACCAUAUUCUUGACCGUUUUCUACAUCUACAGUACUAUAGUGUUCUAGCCUGGUCCCAGAUCUGUUUGUGCUGUCUUGCCAAAUCCUAUGCUUGGCGUGAUAAUGACCAUAAAAGCUGAGAGGACAGUACAAACAGAUCUGGGACCAGGCUAGUAGUGUACAGCAGUCCCACUAGAUUAAUCCUGUGGAAGACAUGCACUCACUAGGCCUGGGGAGGAAACAACUGCUGGUUUUAGGUUAAGCACAUUAACAGAUUUGAUGGCAAGGCAUGUGUGCUGAUGUAGGCCUACUGGUGUAUCAUAGAGAGAGGGAGAAAUCCAGGGCUGAAAAGCUCUUCCAUUUUGCCUACAUCCUCUGAAAUACAACAAAUGAAAAGAGAAAGCGAGAGAGCAUGAAAACAUCCAGAGGAAGAGAGAGAAUCUGAGGGAGAAAGAGUGAAACAGAGAGUGAAAGAGCUAAUCCUUGUGUGAGCUCAGGCAAAGAGGAAGAGAUGUCGGUAUCUGUUUAAUGUGGUCCUGUUUGGCUCAGUUGCUAAGAGCAUUACCCUAGCAAUGCCAAUGUCUUGGGUUCAAUUCCAACAGGGAUCACCUGCUGUACAUGUACUAAAAUGCACUCGCUGUAUUGUACAUUGCUCUAGAGAAAAGUGUCUAGCUGUGGCAUCUUUCCUAUCUUAUGAUGUGUGGCUGUGUGUCCUCUCCAGGCCAGUCGUAUGGGUGUGGAGGCUGUCAUUGCCCUGUUGGAGACUACAGCUAACACACCAGCCUGUGUGGUCUCUCUGUGUGGAAACCAGGCGGUGAGACUGCCUCUCAUGGAGUGUGUACAGAUGGUAGGUAGACAAGAGUACUGUAGCCAGGACAAGGCCUCUUACUACUACACACAUACAUACAUACACACACACACACACACACACACACACACACACACACAGAGGAAUGAGAGAAUUGCCUGAUUGGAAACAUAAGUGCAUAAAUUGGGAUCUGGGAUAAGUGUUGUUUUGUUCUCUGAGCAAGGUGUUUUUCUGGUUCAUCGUUAUCCAAGGCAUGUGGCUGCCUGUUGCUAUUUUUUUUAUUUUUUUUUAUUUCACCUUUAUUUAACCAGGUAAGCCAGUUGAGAACAAGUUCUCAUUUACAACUGCGACCUGGCCAAGAUAAAGCAAAGCAGUGCAAUAAAAACAACAAACACAGAGUUACAUAUGGAAUAAACAAAACGUACAGUCAAUAACACAAUAGAAAAUCUAUAUACAGUGUGUGCAAAUGUAGUGAAUGAUGGAGGUAAGGCAAUAAAUAGGCCAUAGUGCAAAUUAAUUACAAUUUAGUAUUAAGACUGGAAUGAUAGAUGAUGUGCAAAUAGAUAUACUGGGGUGCAAAUGAGCAAAAUAAAUAACAAUAUGGGGAUGAGGUAGUUGGGUGGGCUAAUUACAGAUGGGCUGUGUACAGGUGCAGUGAUCGGUACGCUGCUCUGACAACUGAUGCUUAAAGAUAGUGAGGGAGAUAAGUGUCUCCAGCUUCAGAGAUUUUUGCAGUUCGUUCCAGUCAUUUGCAGCAGAGAACUGGAAGGAAUGGUGGCCAAAGGAGGUGUUGGCUUUGGGGAUGACCAGUGAAAUAUACCUGCUGGAACGCAUACUACGGGUGGGUGUUGCUAUGGUGACUAAUGAGCUAAGAUAAGGUGGGGAUUUGCCUAGAAGAGAUUUAUAGAUGACCUGGAGCCAGUGGGUUUGGCGACGAAUAUGUAGUGAUGGCCAGCCGACGAGAGCGUACAGGUCACAAUGGUGGGUAGUAUAUGGGGCUUUGGUGACAAAACGGAUGGCACUGUGAUAGACUACAUCCAAUUUGCUGAGUAGAGUGUUGGAAGCUAUUUUGUAAAUGACAUCGCCAAAGUCAAGGAUCGGUAGGAUAGUCAGUUUUACGAGGGCAUGUUUAGCAGCAUGAGUGAAGGAGGCUUUGUUGCAAAAUAGGAAGCCGAUUCUAGAUUUAACUUUGGAUUGGAGAUGCUUAAUGUGAGUCUGGAAGGAGAGUUUACGGUCUAACCAGACACCUAGGUAUUUGUAGUUGUCCACAUAUUCUAUGUCAGACCUGCAGAGGGUAGUGAUUCUAGUCGGGUGGGCGGGUGCAAGCAGCGUUCGAUUGAAGAGCAUGCAUUUAGUUUUACUAGCGUUUUAAGAGCAGUUGGAGGCCACGGAAGAAUUGUUGUAUGGCAUUGAAGCUCGUUUGGAGGUUUCUUAACACAGUGUCCAAUGAAGGGCCAGAUGUAUACAAAAUGGUGUCAUCUGCGUAGAGGUGGAUCUGAGAGUCACCAGCAGCAAGAGCGACAUCAUUGAUAUACACAGAGAAUAGAGUCAGCCCGAGAAUUGAACCCUUUGGCACCCCCAUAGAGACUGCCAGAGGUCCAGACAACAGGCCCUCCGAUUUGACACAUUGAACUCUAUCUGAGAAGUAGUUGGUGAACCAGGCGUGGCAGUCAUUUGAGAAACCAAGGCUAUUUAGUCUGCCAAUAAGAAUGCGGUGAUUGACAGAGUCAAAAGCCUUGGCCAGGUCGAUGAAGAUGGCUGCACAGUACUGUCUUUUAUCGAUCGCGGUUAUAAUAUCGUUUAGGACCUUGGGGGGGCAUGGGCAAGUUUCAGCGGAGGGUGCAGAGCUGGUGGCCGGGGUAGGGGUAGCCAGGUGGAAAGCAUGGCCAGCCGCAGCAAAAUGCUUAUUGAAAUUCUCGAUUAUCGUAGAUUUAUCGGUGGUGACAGUGUUUCCUAGCCUCAGUGCAUUGGGUAGCUGGGAGGAGGCGCCCUUAUUCUCCAUGGACUUUACAGUGUCCCAAAACUUUUUGGAGUUAGUGCUACAGGAUGCACAUUUCUGUUUGAAAAAGCUAGCCUUUGCUUUCCUAACUGAUUGUGUAUAUUGGUUCCUGACUUACCUGAAAAGUUGCAUAUCCCGGGGGCUGUUCAAUGCUAAUGCAGUACGCCACAGGAUGUUUUUGUGCUGGUCAAGAGCAGUCAAGUCUGGGGUGAACCAGGGGCUAUAGCUGUUCUUAGUUCUGAAUUGUUUGAAUGGGGCAUGCUUAUUUAAGAUGGAGAGGAAAGCACUUUUGAAGAACAUCCAGGCAUCCUCUACUGACGGAAUGAGGUCAAUAUCCAUCCAGGAUACCCGGGCCAGGUCAAUUAGAAAGGCCUGCUUGCUGAAGUGUUUUAGGGAGCAUUUGACAGUGAUGAGGGGUGGUCGACUCAUUACGGAUGCAGGCAAUGAGGCAGUGAUCGCUGAGAUCCUGGUUGAAGACAGUGGAGGUGUAUUUAGAGGUUAAAUUAGUCAGGAUGAUAUCUAUGAGGGUGCCCAUGUUUACGGAUUUAGGGUUGUACCUGGUAGGUUCCUUGAUAAUUUGUGUGAGAUUGAGGGCAUCUAGUUUAGAUUGUAGGAUGGCCGGGGUGUUAAGCAUAUCCCAGUUUAGGUCACCAAGCAGUACGAACUCUGAGGAUAGAUGGGUGGCAAGCAAUUCACAUAUGGUGUCCAGGGCACAACUGGGGGCUGAGGGGGGUCUGUAGCAAGCGGCAACAGUGAGAGACUUAUCUCUACAGUAGAUUGCAACUCCGCCCCCUUUGGCAGUUCUAUCUAGACGGAAAAUGUUGUAAUUCGGGAUGGAAAUUUCUGAAUUUUUGGUGGCCUUCCUAAGCCAGGAUUCAGACACUGCUAGAACAUCAGGGUUGGCAGAGUGUGCUAAUGCAGUGAAUACCUCAAACUUGGGGAGGUGGCUUCUGAUGUUGACACGCAAGAAUCCAAGGCUUUUACGGUUACAGAAGUCAACAAAUGAUAGCGCCUGGGGAGUAGGAGUGAUACUGGGGGCUACAGGGCCUGUGUUAACCUCUACCUCACCAGAGGAACAGAGGAGGAAUAGACUAAGGAUACAGCUAAAGGCUUUAAGAACUGGUCUUCUAGUGCGUUGGGUACAGAGAAUAAAAGGGGCAGAUUUCCGGGCGUUGUAGAAUAGAUUCAGGGCAUUAUGUACAGACAAGGAUAUGGAAGGAUAUGAGUACAGUGGAGGUACACCUAAGCAUUGGGUAACGAUGAAAGAGGUAGCAUCCCUGGAGGUACCGAUUGAGCCGGUCUCCGCGUGUAUGGGGGGUGGGACAAAGGAGCUCUCUGAGGCUGGUUGAGCGGGACUGGAGGUUAUACAGUGAAAUAGUACAAUAAGAACUAGCCCAAACAGCAAUAGGCUAGGCAUAUUGACAUGGGAGAGAGGCAUAACGCAAUCACAGGUGUUAUUCGAGAGGGCUAAGACAACAACUGGUAAUGGCGACGAAAGUUUGGGCUGAGGCUAAACAGAUAAACAGGAUAUGGUACCGUGCAAAAGAACAGUCCAGCAGGCAUCAGCUGUGUAGCUGAGUGAUCAUAAGGACCAGUGAACAGCAAUAGCUAUGUCCGGGAGCAGUUUGUAGGCUGCUACAGCACAGGCGAGCAGGAGGCACGGCUGUUGAUUGCGCGUGCUAGCGGGCCGGGGCUAGCAGAUGGAACUUUGUGGUCGUCGCAACGGGAAGCCUGUUGGAACCACAUCAGACGAUUAUGUCGGCAGACCAGUCGUGAUGGAUCGGCAGGGCUCCGUGUCGAAACUAGGCGGUCCCGUCCGGUUGACAGAGCGGUAGAUAGCCGGGAGAUGGGCCUGGCUCGAGGCUAGCUCAAGGCUAACUGGUGCAUCGGGACAGUGGUGAAUUAGCCAACAACAGCCAUUCGGUUGCAGCUAGCUAGUUGCGAUGAUCCGGUGUUAAGGUCCAGUGAUUCAUUGAUUCCGGCAGAAAAUCCGAUAUGCUCUGGGUCGAUAGCACGCUGUGCAGACCGAUAAUUGUCCAGGCUAGAGCUGGCUGGUAGGUAGUGCAGGCCACGGACAGUGGUGAAGACCGCUAACAGUGGCUAAUAGCAAGUAUUCAUGGCCUGCGAUGUGAUGAUGUAAUGUCAUUUAAGCCUGGCUAGUUCAACUACACCGGCUAUUCCCCCAGGGGUACAGUUGAAGUCGGAAGUUUACAUACACCUUAGCCAAAUACAUUUAAACUUAGUUUUUCACAAUUCCUGACAUUGUAUCCUUGUAAAAAUUCCCUGUCUUAGGUCAGUUAGGAUCACCACUUUAUUCUAAGAAUGUGAAAUGUCAGAAUAAUAGUAGAGAUAAUUAUUUAUUUCAGCUUGUAUUUCUUUCAUCACAUUCCCAGUAGGUCAGAAGUUUACAUACACUCAAUUAGUUUUUUGGUAGCAUUGCCUUUAAAUUGUUUAACUUGGGUCAAACGUUUCAGGUAGCCUUCCACAAGCUUCCCACAAUAAGUUGGGUGAAUUUUGGCCCAUUCCUCCUGACAGAGCUGGUGUAACUGAGUCAGGUUUGUAGGCCUCCUUGCUCGCACACGCUUUUUCAGUUCUGCCCACACAUUUCUAUAGGAUUGAGGUCAGGGCUUUGUGAUGGUCACUCCAAUACCUUGACUUUGUUGUCCUUAAGCCAUUUUGCCACAACUUAGGAAGUAUGCUAGGGGUCAUUGUUCAUUUGGAAGGCCUAUUUGCGACCAAGCUUUAACUUCCUGACUGAUGUCUUGAGAUGUUGCUUCAAUAUAUCCACAUCAUUUUCCUUCCUCAUGAUGCCAUCUAUUUUGUGAAGUGCACCAGUCCCUCCUGAAACAAAGCACCCCCACAGCAUGAUGCUGCCACCCUCGUGCUUCACGGUUGGGAUGGUGUUCUUCGGCUUGCAAGCCAUCCCCUUUUUCCUCCAAACAUAAUGAUUGUGGCGGGAAUGUAGUCAUAGCGGGUUGUACACCUAUCAGUUGGUGUCCAGUUCCUGGAGGAGGAGAAGGAAAGGACGUAUUCGUUCUGUGGCACCAUAGAGUACAUGGCUCCAGAGAUCAUCAGGGGGAAGUCUGGUCAUGGAAAGUCGGUAGAUUGGUGGAGUCUGGGGAUCCUGAUGUUUGGUCAUUAUGGCCAAACAGUUCUAUUUUUGUUUCAUCAGACCAGAGGACAUUUCUCCAAAAGUACGAUCUUUGUCCCCAUGUACAGUUGCAAACCGUAGGCUUUUUUAUGGCGGUUUUGGAGCAGUGACUUCUUCCUUGCUGAGCGGCCUUUCAGGUUAUGUUGAUAUAGGACUCGUUUUACUGUGGAUAUAGAUACUUUUGUACCUGUUUCCUCCAGCAUCUUCACAAGGUCCUUUGCUGUUGUUCUGGGAUUGAUUUGCACAUGGUGUUUAUACUUGCGUACUAUUGUUUGUACAGAUGAACGUGGUACCUUCAGGCGUUUGGAAAUUGCUCCCAAGGAUGAACCAGACUUGUGGAGGUCUACAUUAUUUUUUCUGAGGUCUUGGCUGACUUCUUUUGAUUUUCCCAUGAUGUCAAGCAAAGAGGCAGAGAGAUUGAAGGUAGGCCUUGAAAUACAUCCACAGGUACACCUCCAAUUGACUCAAAUGAUGUCAAUUAGCCUAUCAGAAGCUUCUAAAGCCAUGACAUCAUUUUCUGGAAUUUUCCAAGCUGUUUAAAGGCACAGUCAACUUAGUGUAUGUAAACUUCUGACCCACUGUAAUUGUCAUACAGUGAAUUAUAAGUGAAAUAAUCUGUCUGUAAACAAUUGUUGGAAAAACGUAUUGUGUCAUGCACAAAGUAGAUGUCCUAACCGACUUGCCAACUUGUUAACAAGAAAUUUGUGGAGUGGUUGAAAAACGAGUUUUAAUGACUCCAACCUAAGUGUAUGUAAACCUCCGACUUCAACUGUACACGAAAUGCCGUCGGGGGUACACCAAAUAAAAAUGUGAUUCACAUUUUCAAACAGUCCAUUUAGAUUUUACAACAGGGCUAUACAUUUGGGUGAUGUUUUUUUCUCGCCUGAGUAGCCUAAUUUCACUGCCAAAAAUACAAUUAAACCAUAUAGUGUUCAGCUAAAUAACAACACAAUGUCAAAUACAGGUAGCCUGGUCAAAUAUUUAACAUCCAAUCACAUUGACAGUUACUCUCUCGCGGGAAUUCCACUAACGGUCCGUAUGUAGCCAAACGUAGCUGCUGCUCAUUCCGUUUGCUCGAAAAUGGAUAAAAGGUUAAAAAAAAGUACGGCCCACGUCCAUAGAGACUCAUACCAGCUCUACUGGUAGUGCUGCUACUACCAGCAAUACUACACCUGCACCUGUCGACGACACAAGUUGUUCUGCUUCCACGAGCACAUCCAAUGCUAGCAUCAGUAAUUCUACAUUUGUUGCUAGCCCAGCUAGCAUGGACCCUGACAGUUAUGGAUCUGAUGCAGCCGAAGAGCUACUGCCCCCUUACCCGGGAAAGCACCGAACAACAGACAGGGACGUUGGACCAUCGAAGAGGCGCAAGUAUGAUGAGAACUACAUUGAUUUGGGGUUCACUUAUAUUGGGAGUAGUGCCUUUCCUCAGCCACAAUGUGUAAUUUGUGCAAAAGUACUAUCUCACAACUUAAUGAAACCUUCACUCUUGCACAGACAUUUAGAAACGAAACAUGCCAAUUUGAAAAAUAAGCCACAGGAGUUUUUUGAGCGAGAAUUAUGACCAUUUUCGAUUAGUAAGACAUGUAUAAAAGCAAUAGAUACCAUUAAUAAGAAGGGGCUAGAAGUGUCUUAUAUGGUGAGCUACCGAGUGGCUAGGACAGGCAAGCCCCAUACUAUUGUGGAGGACUUAAUUCUUCCUGCUGGGGGAUAUGGCUGGGACAAUGCUGGGGGGAAAAGGCCAAAUAAAACGAUACAGACAAUGCCUUCAUCAAACAACACUGUUUCACGACGCAUCAGUGACAUGGCAGGAGAUGUUUUGAAACAAUUACUGCUUUGCAUACAAGCAAGUGAAUUCUAUGCGUUACAGCUGGAUGAGUCAACAGACGUGGCGGGCCUGGCACAGCUCCUGGUAUAUGUCCGUUACGUUUAUGGAGGGUCAAUUAAGGAAGACAUCCUCUUCUGGAAACCAGGAGAACAGGAGAGGAUAUUUUUUGUGACAUCAAAUGGACUUUGGUGGUCAAGAUGUGUUGGUAUCUGUACUGAUGGCGCAGAAGCCAUGACAGGGAGACAUAGUGGAGUGGUAACGUGCAUGCAAGAAGUUGCUCCCGACGCCACUUGGGUACACUGCAGCAUCCACCAAGAGGCUCUUGCUGCCAAGGGAAUGCCUGGCAGCUUGAAAUACGUUUUGGACACUACAGUGAAAAUUGUUAACUUUGUUAAAGCAAGGCCCCUGAACUCUCGUGUAUUUUCUGCAUUAUGCAAUGAUAUGGGCAGCGACCAUGUAAUGCUUUUACAACAUACAGAAGUGCGCUGGUUAUCAAGGAGCAAAGUAUUGAGACGUUUUUUUGAAUUGAGAGGCAAACUUAAAGUUUUCUUUACUGACCAUAAUUUUUACUUGUCUGACCGCUUGCAUGAUGACACGAUUCUCACACGACUGGCCUAUCUGGGUGAUGUUUUUUCUCGCCUGAAUGAUCUGAAUCUAGGAUUACAGGGUCUCUCCGCAACUAUAUUCAAUGUGCGGGACAAAAUUGAGGCUAUGAUUAAGAAGUUGGAAUUCUUCUCUGUCUGCAUUAACAAGGACAACACACAGGUCUAUUCAUCAUUAUAUGAUUUUUUUGUGUGCAAAUGAACUCAAGCUUACGGACAAUGUCAAAUGUGAUAUAGCGAAGCCCCUGAGUGAGCUGGGUGCGCAAUUACGCAGGUACCUUCCCGAAACGGACGACACAAACAACUGGAUUUGGUAUCCCUUUCAUGCCCUGCCUCCAGUCCACUUACCAAUAUCUGAACAAGAGAGCCUCAUCAAAAUUGCAACAAGCAGUUCUGUGAAAAUUUAAUUUAAUCAAAAGCCACUGCCAGAUUUCUGGAUAGGGCUGCGCUCAGAGUAUCCUGCCUUGGCAAAUCGCGCUGUUAAGACACUGAUGCCCUUUGCAACCACGUACCUAUGUGAGAAUGGGUUCUCGGCCCUCACUAGCAUGAAAACUAAAUACAGGCACAGACUGCGUGUGGAAAAUGAUUUAAGACUGAGACUCUACAAUACAACCCAACAUUGCAGAGUUAUGUGCAUCCUUUCAAGCACACCCGUCUCAUUAACCUGGGGUGAGUUAUUCACAAUUAUUGAUGAACAAAUAAGGAUUUAUAUGGAAGAUGGCUAAAUAAAGAGCAAAACUAUUGAUUAUUAUUAUUUGUGCCCUGGUCCUAUAAAAGCUCUUUGUCACUUCCCACGAGCCGGGUUGUGACACAAACUCACACUCAUCCUUAUGUUUAAUAAAUGUAUCGUAUAGUGUGUGUGGCAGGCUUACAAUGAUGGCAAAAAACAACAUUUGAGAGUGCGCUGACCCUGGUGCUAGAGGGGGUAUGCAGCUGGAGGUUGAAUGUUUGAAGGGGUACGGGAACCACUGAACUACAAAAAGCAGCUCUCAACUACUGCCCUGCAAAACAUUUUGAUCUUACCUAGAUAUCGCUUACCAUUAGAAUGCAUUGACUUGACGUCUUACUAAGGCAGGAAUCAUAUACACAUUCGAAUAAUGUAUGAACUCACUGUAUAAGUCACUCGGAAUAAAAGUGUCUGCUAAUUAGCAUGCAAAUGUGAAUCUGCUUUGGUUCACCAGACUCAAGAGGUGCAGAAAGCCAUGGAUGAGAAGAAGUUUGAAGAGGCAGUGAAGCUGCGCGGCAGGUACAGCAACAUCACCAACCACUGUAGUGGCUUUGUACAGCUGCAGCCACAACCACCAGCCCAGUAUGAAAUAUUAGGGACAGUGACCUAACGGUUUCUCAUGCUGAUGCUAGUAGGCCCCUGACACAUGACCUACUGGGGCGGUGACACACACACACACCCACACACACACACACACACACACACACACACACACACACCCACACCCACACACACACACACGAACACACACACCCACACACACACACACACACAUACAGAGCGAGAGAGAGGAGCGGCCAGCGUGAAAGGACCUGGUCAGGCAGUAAAUUAGAUCACUAUGUUACGUCAGGGUCACCCAGUUUGUUCUAGCUCUGCCUCCCAGUUUGGAAUGAGUUGGAGUUCACUGAGGGACAUCCUCUUCACCAGUUAGGACAUUGCAUCCCCAUUUACAGUACAACAGUAGUGGGCUAAUGGGGAGGAACUUGUUAUUAUUAGGGACAGGAGUUUUUCCUGACCACCUGAUCUGGUUAAGAAACACUCUGGACCCUAGUGAUAACCUAAAACUACUGCAGGACCUAGAAGUGUUCCUGGUCAUGUGGUCAUGAAUCACUCCUGGUCCCACUUAUUAACAGGAUGCUAGGAUCAAUUGUAUGGGUCUGUAGGGCCUUAUUAUAUCAUUGAUUUUGGUAUCAGUUUGUGCUAAUGUGCCGAAGUGGAUUUGUAUUUCUUUGUAUUUGUGCAAUUUGAUUUGUAUUGUAUCUAUAUUGUAAGACGUCUUUCCCUUUUUUGUCUAAUUGCAGGAGUUUUGAAAACAAUCUGAAGACAUACAAGCUCCUGGCUCAUCGAAAACUAGAAUCUGAACUCCCACAUGUAAGUCAAUCACAGGUCAUGAGUUGUUUUAUGUUUGCUGAAGUCUCCCUCCCCAUAUUCCUGUAAAAUCUAUAACAGGAAGAAUGUUUAUUUUGCACACGACUUCCACUCCCAAGUCCAUUGUCCAGAAUCUUUUCCAUCAAUGUUGCAUGUUCUAACAUAUCAGCAUGGUCUAUCUGGCUGUCUAAGCUAGCAAGAGGUAUGCCUAUGGCCUAGCCUUAACAUUUGAUUUAUUUAACUAGGCAAGUCAGUUAAGAACAAAUUGUUAUUUACAAUGCCGGCCUACCCCGGCCAAACUCGGAUGACGCUGGGCCAAUUGUGUGCCGCCCUAUGGGACUCCCAACCACGGCCAGAUUGUGAUACAGCCUGGAAUCGAACCAGUGUCAGUAGUGACACCUCUAGCACUGAGAUGCAGUGCCUUAGACCGCUGCGCCACUCGGGAGUCAACAUGUGGGAAUGAGGCCAGAAAACUAUUCUCUCCCUGCCCAGCUCUGUUGCCCCUUCCCCCGUCCCAACCUAGCUCUGUUACCCCCUGCUUAAAAGUUGUUUUUAUUGUUUUCAGUUGACCGUUUUGGUUAUGGUGUCUCCUGUUCCCCUUCUCCUCCCUGCAGAGUAACUUCAACAUUGCUGUGCUGAACGUGGGAGCCCCCGCGGCAGGCAUGAACGCUGCUGUCCGCUCUGCCGUCAGGGUGGGCAUCUCUGAGGGACACAAGAUGUUCGCUGUCAACGACGGCUUCGAGGGAUUCUACAAGGGACAGGUAUGAUAAACAGACAGACAAAUAAAGUAGUAUUCUAAUGUUCUUCUAACAAGUUAUAACAUAUAAUUGGGACUAGAAGAUGCCACACAGACUCAGAGAUUCACGUACAAGAAUAUAGAUUAGAUUGACUGCAAUCAAACAAGAUUUGCUGCCACAGGAUGACACACUGACAUCACUUCCCCUCCCAGGUAAGAGCAGUACCACUCUGCACCAACAGGGGACCACAUGACAUGGCUGACACAUAAUACCACUAGUUCAGUGGAGUAGGCUUGUUUUGUUAUUGUCCCCCUGUGCCAUUCAUUUAUAAAAGAGGAUUCAUUCCAAUGAAAGACCAUGAUGUGUCUUGUAAAUCUAGUUCUACUGGUCUUUCCCCACUGGUACUGAACUAGAAAGUCUCAGUCUCAGCUUUAGUUGCAUCUAAACUCACAGCAGUAACACGAACAAUUCAGUACAUGGAUUUGAAGCACCUGCCCAGUAGUCCCUAGAUGUAUUUGACAGUCAUCACUGGUGAGUUUAGAAUCCCCUCCUAGGUUUCUUAGACUAAUAUGCACAGGUUUCUUAGAGAGGGUUACAUGCAGCUAUGUAGUCACUGCACUCAGUGCACUGCACUGGGCAGGCCAUUGAGUCCAGGUAACAACACCAUCUGACUGUAAAGAGAUUACCAGGGGGAUGAAAUUGACUGCUGCGCUACACUGCUUCUGAGUGGCUGUCUGCACUUUGUCUGCACACUACAGAAUUGUGUUUCUCACUUCCUCUGGUCAAAUUCUAACUAACUGUCUGUACCUCCUUCCUAUAGUCUGUUAUGGUUGACUGUCUGUUGAUUGAUGGAGGAGUUCCAAUUGAACACAAUGCAAAUAGUGCCUGUAAAACACAACAAAAAAAAUCAAUCAUAUGACAGUUUACAUAACAUGUAUUUGAAGAUGUAGGCUACUGAAUGUUUUUGACAAAAUACUUAUUUGGGUAUAAUUUGUAUAGGGUAGACUGGUAAGGGCAAUACAAGUUGAAGUAGGCUACAAUAUUUGCUCAUGAUGUGUUUUUGUCCCUUCAGAUAAAAGAGAUCAAAUGGGCAGAUGUCGGAGGAUGGACUGGGCAAGGUGGAUCUCUGUUGGGAACAAAACGGUAAAGGCUCCAUCCCAAAUGCAAACUUAUUUGAUAUAAUAUGUCUAACUUGAUUAUAAUAUUAUAAUAGUUCAUAAUACAGCAUUCAGAGAAACGUUCCUUUGAAUUGAACCACAGCUCAGUGCAAUUGGCUGUGGAAUGUUGUUUACUGCUAUAUAGUCAGUAAUGUAAGGGACAAUUAGAACUUGGGUGGAGGGGGCUGGUCCAAAAUAUGGGAGGGUUGUCAAUUGUAUUAUUUAUUUUCUUUGGGGGGGGGUUUUCGGGGGUUUACAUUCCCCAUUUUGUAGGAUUUACUAUAUAAUUUCUUCCAUAUAGCCACAUUUCCUCAUCUGCUUGCAUGCAUAUCCCCUAUUAAGGUGUUUUGGUACUUCCCUUAUGAGCUACGCUUUUCUGUACGCUUACUAUACAGUCAACUCUAUCCUGCCCUCUAUCCAUAGUGAUAAUAGCGGUAGGUGGAUCGUUUGUCCAGAUCUGCAAUUGGUUAACUAGCAAUCAUAUCACACACAAAGUCAUUCAAAUCUGCACACGUUUUCAAUAUGAAUCCACAAGAAGAACAUGGAGGAGUAGCUGAUUGGCAGCGCAGAGGCUGGUGCGACAUUGCGUAUGAAAGAACAAUAAUCACAUGAGACACUCAGCUCAAAAAGCUCCCAUAUUGAUCUUGUUUAGGCCAUACAGAUUUAAAUUACUAUAUAACAGAUGCCCCUCUUCACAUUUCUCAAAAUGGUAAAAACAAAAAUUCCCUGCCCCACUCUUCGAUACAAUACCAAAAGGCUAACAUCUCUUGGUGAGGUCACUAGGUGUUGCAAAAAUGUUGUUUAGUAUUAUUACAGGGGGUACCACUUUUAUUGUCAUUUUUUAUUACGAUUGUAUAUUUGUUCGUUGACUUGCAUCACUUCUAAAUAUACAAAUAUGUUAUACAGUUGAUUAAAUGAUCCUACCUAGACUAGCCUACAACACCACAAUGCAAUGAAUAUUUGCAUUAUUGUUUUCUUGUACAAUUAUUGUUUUGAGUACAAUUACACUCUAGGCUGUAAACUGCAGUGAAAAUGUCAUUUGAAUAAUGGAGCAAAAGCCCUGAAUGUUUACUUCCAUUCAUUCCAUUUGGAACAGUUGUGGGUCUACUCUCGACAGAUUAUAAGGUCUAGAAUGACACAGUACAGGACAGUCUGGCUGUAUUUUUACUUAUUUUACUGAUGCGCUGUCUGUUGCCUGUCAUCAUUCUCACAAGUUGUCAUGUGGCCACAUAGGCCUAUGGGCCCAGCAGUCCCAGUUAUUCAGAAAAGCUUCAUAUGUAACUUUUUGGCCGACCCGACAAAAUCCACAUAGAAAUGUGUGUUAUAGAUCUGUCAUUCUCAUUGAAAGCAAGUCUAAGAAGCAGUAGAUAUGUUCUAUGAGUGCUAUUUCUAUGCUUCCCGUGCUGAAGUUUCGUUUUUGCGUCUUUUACUUUCGGUUUUGUACACCAGCUUCAAACAGCCAAAAAUACAAUAUUUUUGGGUUAUGGAAAAUAUUUCACAACGGUUUAGAUGGUACAAUGAUUCUCAACACUAUACUAUUAGAAUUUUAGCAAAUAAAACACAAAAAUACCUUAUUUACAUAGGUAUUCCGACCCUUUGCUAUGAGACUUGAAAUUGAGCUCAGGUACAUCCUGUUUCCAUUGAUCAUCCUUGAGAUGUUUCUACAACUGGAUUGGAGUCCACCUGUGGUAAAUUCAAUUGAUUGGACAUGAUUUGGAAAGGCACACACCUGUCUAUAUAAGGUCCCACGGUUGACAGUGCAUGUCAGAGCAAAAACCAAGCCAUGAGGUUGAAGGAAUUGUCCGUAGAGCUCCGUGACAGGAUUGUGUCGAGGCACAGAUCUGGGGAAGUGUACCAAAACAUUUCUGCAGCAUUGAAGUCCCCAAGAACCCGGUGGCCUCCAUCGUUCUUAAAUGGAAGAAGUUUGGAACCGCAAACACUCUUCCUAGAGCUGGCCGCCCGGCCAAACUGAGCAAUCAGGGAGGUGACCAAGAACCCAAUUGUCACUCUGACUGAGCUCUUGAGUUCCUCUGUGGUGAUGGGAGAACCUUCCAGAAGGACAACCAUCUCUGCAGCACUCCACCAAUCAGACCUUUAUGGUAGGGUGGCCAGACGGAAGCCACUCCUCAGUAAAAGGCACAUGACAGCCCGCUUGGAGUUUGCCAAAAGGCACCUAAAGACUCUCAGACCAUGAGAAACAAGAUUCACUGGUCUGAUGAAACCAAGAUUGAACUCUUUUGCCUGAAUGCCAAGCAUCACGUCUGGAGGAAACCUGGCACCAUCCCUACGGUGAAGCAUGGUGGUGGCAGCAUCAUGCGGUGGGGAUGUUUUUCUAGCGGCAUGGGAGACUAAUCAGGAUCGAGGCAAAGAUGAACCGAGCAAAGUACAGAGAGAUCCUUGAUGAAAACCUGCUCCAGAGCGCUCAUACCUCAGACUGGGGCGAAGGUUCACCUUCCAACAGGACAACAACCCUAACCACACAGUCAAGACAACGCAGGAGUGGCUUCGGGACAAGUCUCUGAAUGUCCUUGAGUGGCCCAGCCAGAGCCCGGACUUGAACCCGAUCUAACAUCUCUGGAGAGACCUGAAUAUAGCUGUGUAGCAACGCUCCCCAUCCAACCUGACAGAGCUUGAGAGGAUCUGCAGAAAAGAAUGGGAGAAACUCCCCAAAAUACAGGUGUGCCAAGCUUGUUGCAUCAUAGCCAAGAAGACUUGAGGCUGUAAUCGCUGCCAAAGGUGCUUCAACAAUGUACUGAGUAAAGGGUCUGAAUAUUUAUGUAAAUGUGAUAUUUCACAUAAAUUAGCAAACAUCUCUAAAAACCUGUUUUGCUUUGUCCUUAUGGGGUAUUGUGUGUAGAUUGAUGAGGGAAAAAAACAAUUUAAUCAAUUUUAGAAUAAGGCUGUAAUGGAACAAAAUGUGGAAAAAGUAAAGGGGUCUGAAUACUGUCAGAAGGCACUGUAAUUCCAGCAUCCAAACUGCGCACUGGCCAUUCGAUGAAUGUAAAGAAACAUCUGUUACAAAACACCAGGAAAUGUAAUGACAUUCAGAGAUUGCCAAGCCUUCGAUAAUGAGUAGAGAGGGAUGUAUUUUCUGUUAGUCGAGAUUGGUAUAAUUUAUUUGAUUGUGGUGUUGAAAAUGCAAACCAUGAUGAAGCGCUCGGAGUCUGUAAUCGGUAUGCAGUUAUGCGUUGCUUAUUGGGUGUGUUGGCACAGAAACCUGUUGGUGUAAAAUCGUUGCAUUUAUUUUAUAUAAUUAUAAAUAUAGCAUCAAAAUGUAGAAAAACUGAUUUCCCCUAGCAGAUUAUUGUCUGCAGCCGGCUCUGAUCGUAGUGUAAUGAGACGGGCAGGGAAAGUGAACUCGUCCGUGGUGGUCGGGCGAACCCUCAACCUUUCUUGCCCGUAGCCCUGUGUGACAUCGACUGUGCCACAAAACCAUGCUGAAGUGCACAUUUCUUUUUACAGUACAAGAGGAGGGUCAUGGGAAAUAUUUAUAACGUUGGGGAGGGGUGCAUUUUUUUGGACACCUCCAGUUGGACCCCCCCCCCCACCCCACACAAACACACACUAAAUGUAGAACUGUCUGUAACUUUUUUGUUGCUUUAUCCUGUUUACUUUUUUCUUUCUUCAGAACUCUUCCUGCAAAGCAUGUUGAAAAAAUUGCUGAGCAGAUGCGAGCACAUAACAUAAAUGCAUUGUUAGUUAUCGGAGGAUUCGAGGUAUGUUGACGCCUGUUGUUUUUGCUAAAUAGUAGAUAUUAUUAUAUUUUUUACCACUAUUGCAUGUAUUUUACAAUAUAUAUAUAUAUUUUUAACAAAGUUUAUGACCCAAAUAAAAAAUGAAAAAUACAGUACAUUCACAUUUAUUAUUCUGUAGAUGUAAAUUAUUAAUAUGUAACUUUGUAAUGUUUAUUGUGUAAGUUCAUCAUAGAGAACAUUGUUAUGUUGAUUUUGCCAACCCUUUCCAUCAAUCUGCUUCUUUGUAGCAUUGGCUCGUACCCACCUGCUUUAAUGCAUAGCCAUGCACAUUAUUAGGUACUUAUUGUUGCAUCAAGUGCACAAGUAAAUGAAUAAUCAGUUACAUUUAAGAAUUUGAAAAAACAGUUGUUUCAUUGUUCAGUUUUUGAUUUUGAGUGUCUCGUUAGUUCAAAACCUAGAAUAGAUCCUUUAAUUGAGGCAUUCAAAACAUUAAAAUGAAAAGUGAACCAACGUUCUGAAACUUAAAAGAUAAGUGAUAAUUUGGUCCCUCUGGAAAACACAAAGAGCACAUUAAGUCACAUAAGUCAUUUCACGCACACCUGUGUAGUAGGCUCACCAGCUUUCUAUAUAUGUGUUGUAUGUGUUUGUAAGAGUGUGUUCAAUUGAGUGUGUGUGUGUGUGUGUGUGUGUGUGUGUGUGUGUGUGUGUGUGUGUGUGUGUGUGUGUGUGUGUGCCUGUGCGCAUGUAUGCACAUGUGUGUUUGAACACUGUGUGUGUAUGUCUGGAGUGGUACCUGUCUGUUUCACGCUGCUGUCCGUUGUGAUAGACUUGGCUCUCCCCUUGGCAUCCUUUCAUGUCUCCUCCUCCCUGACUGUCAGUCUGCUUCACCAGCACCACCUCGUAACUAAAACCCCUGGCUCUGGCUCUGCCCUGCAGGCCUACCUGGGACUCAUGGAAUUGUUAGAAGCCCGUGGGAAAUAUGACGAGUUCUGUGUGCCAAUGGUCAUGGUGCCAGCCACUGUCUCCAACAAUGUGCCGGGUUCAGACCUCAGCAUUGGCGCUGACACAGCUCUGAACGCCAUCACUGAUGUAAGCGAGGCUGGGAAAAAAAGACAUAGCCACACCUACUUCCUGGUAGGCUCAGCCAAUCACAUAAAGGGGCAACGCUGACCUGGACCAACCCGCUCGGCCUUCCAUUUACCAGCAUCAACCAAUCAGCUAUCACGAUCAGCUAUCACGGCCAACAUUUGCAUUGAUACCGUUGACAGGGCAAAAGGUUUUGGACCUGAAUAGGAAAAUGUUCUAUUUUAUUUACUGUACUAAAUUUGACUAAAUGUAACAAUUGAUUCAAUAAUACCAUUACUGCAAUUAACAACCAUGCAGUGAAUGUUGGCUAAAUAUUUCCCUCAGUUUAUAACUAACAGAUAAACAUUCAUAGCACAUAGUUUGAAUUUGAAUAAACUUUAUUGAUCCCCAGAGGGGAAAUUGGAUGGCUGGUAAACCAAAGCCGAGUUGUCCUGUAUCUCACGAUACAUGGCCCCAUUCACUCCCAGGUAAGUGAGUAAUGACAUGGAGGCAUGCUGUGACCGUACCUAUGUGUCGUGGUGGCCACCAUGUUUGCUCCAGCUGCCCCUUGACUGUGUGUGUAACUACCUACCUACCUCAUUAACGAAGACCAACGGUCAACAACGUUCAGGCAUUACACUGCUUAGUGUUUAAUAGAACGCUCUCUUACCCUCUAAAGUGCACAAACUAACAUGUAGUUGUUAAGUUGUAGUAGCUAAGAAGUUAGUAGCUGUUUAAGCUCUAGCUGACCGCUAACUGCUAACAUCACAUUGAUACUAAGUGUGUGCUAUUGCUAACUUUGCAUUUUUUUUUUUUUUAGCAAUCCCUUAGUAAGUGUUUUGUGUAAGGAUUACAGCAAAAUAGUGAACAGUUCUUUUUUUAGCACACAGCUAAAUAAUUUAGGGAGUGUUCAUCCACCAGAAUCUAGUCCAGCUAUUUUUUACAAGGGUCCUUGUACAAGAGUUACUGUACAAGAGUCCUCUUUAAAGGAUUAUAUACAGCAGUUAGGCACAACAUCACAAAGUUGUUGCAUGCAGUCCAAACAGCAUGGUGUGAAACAACAAGGCAGAGGUCCAGUCUGGGCUACAAGUUGACCGACAUCUCUUCCUCCUUCAUCUCCGUCCCCCCUCCGUCAUCAUCCUCUUCCUCUGUUUGCUGACUUGACCAGUGCCUGUUCUGCCACCUGUGUGCCUUGCCUCCAGCCACCGUUCUAAUUGGCUGACAAGUAGGCCCCGCUCCAGUGCAGUGUCACCAGCCGCGUUGAGUUGCGAAACCCAAACAGAGUUUCUGCCUCUCCAUCAGAUUAAUCCCUUCUUCUUUCAACCCUCCAACCUCGAGUCCCCCUCCUCUCUCCUCCCUACUUCCUCUCCCAGCUCCUUACCUUAGCCUUUUCCUCCAUCCUUCCCUCUCUCUUUCCUCCCUCCUUUCCCCACCCUCACACUCUCUGCCAAUGGGAAGCCAUAGCUGCUAUCACACGGAAAGAGCCCGGAAUAGCAGGGUACACUCGAUCAGUGUUUCUGAGAGGUGUGUUCGACCGUCUCUCAGUCAGAAGUCUCCCUCCUGGUUGUCUAAUACGUGUUCUGCUACUGCCUACUGCUCCAGGCGCUAGAGUGUCUUCUGCAGCUGUAUGCGGCUCGGUCCAGCUAUGAGGAGUUUUGCAUCCCCAUGUGUAUGCUGCCUGCCACCAUUAGUAACAAUGUGCCUGGCACUGACCUUAGUAUUGGGGCAGACACAGCCCUCAAUUCCAUCGUGGAGGUAAGGGACAAACCCCCACCAAGAUCACACUACUAGGAUGUAUGCACUCACUAACUGUAAGUCGCUCUGGAUAAGAGCGUCUGCUAAAUGACUAAAAUGUAAAUGUACAAUGAUUUCAAAAAUCCAAUAUACUAUCUUCAUAUCUAUUGAAAGCUCUCUUCUAUAUGUUUUCCCUCUGUUAUAAAAUAUAAACAUUUAGAUUUGUGAUGUUUAGACAGUAUCACACACACUGCAUGUAAUGUUACAUGUUUACAUUUUAGUCAUUUUAGCAGACGCUCUUAUCCAGAGCGACUUACAGGAGCAAUUAGGGUUAAGUGCCUUGCUCAAGGGCACAUCGACAGAUUCUUCACCUAGUCAGCUCGGGGAUUAGAACCCUCUUAACUACUAAGCUACCUGCCGCCCUGUUUACCUCUAAACAGUAUAUACUUUUGAUCCUUCUACAGGACUCCAGUCUUUUUGGUGAAUGAACGGGCCUAUGUGUGCCUGAGUAUAGCAAGCAAGCUAUGUCGUUGUAUCAUAACCACUCAAUGACCUGCAGCAGUAUCAGAAUGCUUUAUGAUUGUCUGCUUUGAGUAGGGCGGUGUAACGCUAUGAUGAGUGAUGUAUUAUCACAAAGCCUGGGUUGACUUAUUCACUUCAGAUUUAUACAUAGCGUGUAAUGUCAACAAUCCAGGAAUUCUCAGAAUGAGAAAGAACGUUUUUAACACCUUCUGUUAGGGCAGUAGUCUGCCUGGAAUAAUGUGUAUGUUCAUUUGAUCUCAGACAAAUGCUGUAGGCGUCUGUCUAACUCUGUGAUUGUGUUUGUGUGUGUCAGACAUGCGACCGCAUCAAGCAGUCUGCCAGCGGGACCAAGCGGCGUGUGUUCAUCAUUGAGACCAUGGGAGGGUACUGUGGGUACCUGGCCAGUGUUGGGGGGUUGGCUGCUGGGGCGGACGCUGCCUACAUCUACGAAGAACCCUUUGACAUCAGGGACCUUCAGGUGAGACAAACACACUUAAAGAAACAAAAAUAUAUGUGCAAGUUAAUUCAGGAAAACCUCUUCAAACCUUCAACUUGAACCCUCCAUCUGCCUCAUAGCAGUCUCAUAACCAUGACAUACUGUAAAUGGAAUAUGUCCUAAGCAGUUAUAACAGCUAACCUCAGGUUAUGACCAUCUGCCUUUACAGAGACUGUUGUUUAGGUAAGAUACUUAAGCUGCUCUAUUUGGCUAGCAGUACAAUAUUAUAGUAGAGCAUGUGUAAGUGGAACAGAAUGGAUUUGUGCCCAAUAUAGAUGUUUAUAAGGUGCAGUUAUGCUUUUUGCUGGUCAAGAGAAGGAACACUGACUCAUAGCAUGUUUUCUUUCAGUCCAACGUUGAGCAUCUGACAGAGAAGAUGAAGGGAGCCAUUCAAAGAGGAUUGGUCCUCAGGUAACGCAAUGCCCUGACUCACUGGAUGUGUCCCAAUAUCUCCUUUUUGAUUAGGGGAUAAGAAAAGUGUACUCUUUGGGAGAAAGGAGAUAUAAUUGGGACGUAUCCACUCACUCACCGCCUCAUUCAAUCCCUCCCUCACUCACUCACUCACUCCUUCACUCUUGUUUUGGUGUUGCAGAAACGAGAACAGCAACGAGAACUACACGACAGAUUUCAUCUACCAGCUGUACUCUGAGGAAGGGAGAGGAGUGUUCGACUGCAGGAAGAAUGUACUAGGACACAUGCAGCAGGUAGGUAACCGUAGAAUACUCUGUGGUUGUGUCCCAAAUGGCACCCUAUUUCCUAUAUAGUGCACUACUUUUGAGAAGAGGAGAAGAUAGUGACAGCUGUUGUGAUUGUUUUGAAAGGGAGGGGCACCAUCUCCUUUCGACCGUAACUUUGGGACAAAGAUCUCUGCCAAAGCCAUGCUAUGGCUCACCAAGAAAAUGAACGAGACCUUCAGACAAGGUACAGUAGUAAAGAGCAUAGUCAUGCCAGUAGACUCCCAGUGUCCUCAUAGAAGAUUGUGAUCGUGAUGCAGCACCUUUACCUGGAUCUGUCAUGGAGUCAUUCAAUAACCUUUUAGGUGUUUUAGGUUGUUUUGUUCACAAUGCAUCCAUCACACAGCAGAUUUAAAAUUCCCUCCGGUUUCAUUUGCAUAUUUGUUAUUUAAUAUAAUGUGUAAGGGCUAUGUUGAACGCUUUGCAUGUUGGAAUUGCAAGUAGCUAUUCUAUAAUAUAUGAAAGUGACAAUUGCACUUACAGUAUACUGCACUAUAAGUACAUACCACACCAUGUAAAUAUUUAAAUAUUACUUAUUUACUAAGUAAAUAAAUACUAAAAUAAGUACAGACUACACUAUUCUAGGUUCUUGAUUAAGGCUAACGUUAAAACAUUACAUUCUUCUUUGUUUUUUGUCUAUUUGCUGUGCACAUGGAUGACAUAAGAUGAAGGUAAAUUACUUUAUUAAUUGACGCUGGCUCCAUGACCAUCUAUUUCAUUAGAUCUAGUUCCAUGUCCCUUUACCCAUCAUGCCCUGGUAGUGUUUCAUGUCUCAAAUAGUGUUUAGUUGGUGUUUGUAGCAGUUGGAGGUUCUGAAGAAAAACUAGAGUAGAUAUUAUAUUUCGACAUAAUAUCUGGAUCUGUGUAUUGUUCAUUUUUCACUUUGCUCUUAUACAGCACUCUGUUGCAAGACUCCUAGAUGUUUCAUUCUGUCAAACCCAAAUUAGAACAUUAUUCCCCUUUCCCAUUUAAACAUUAUCCUAGAUCCACGUAGACAGUGUAGUGACAUGCCCAUUGUAAGAAGUUGACUUAAAACACCAUACCAACCAUUUCCAUGAUCAUUUACUGGAAACUUAGACCUUAACCGUGAAGUGGCGUAUAGACCAUGCAUGAGUGUGUGAGUGCUGACUGUUGUUGUUUUGCAGGGAGAGUGUUUGCCAACACAGAAGACACGUGCUGUCUGUUGGGGAUGCGUCGCAGGGCCCUGGUCUUCCAGCCCGUCGUACAGCUAAAGGAUGAAACUGACUUCAUGUGAGUCCCUUUACCUCCGACAGCUUCUGUCACUGUACAGCACCCCCUGACAGUAACACCUACAUCUUUAGUCCCACUUGAAAUGCCCCUUUAUGUGUUUUUACAUUAAACAUCUCAAAUAAUCAAUCCAGUGUAGUUCUGUAGUUACAUUAUCUCCCUCUCUGUCCAUCCCCCUGCAGCCACAGGAUCCCUAAGGAACAGUGGUGGCUGAAGCUCCGCCCCCUGAUGAAGAUCCUGGCCAAGUACAAGACCAGCUAUGACGUGUCUGACUCUGGCCAGCUGGAGCACGUGGUCCGCAACAUCAGGCCCAAGGAGUCGGACGCCUCCAGCGCCAUGUGAGCCUCUGAUGUCAUAGGUCAGAGGUUAAUAGGUCCAGUGUGUGUCUGUCUGACUGUCCCCUUUAGAACAGGGGGCUGUUUGUGUAAGAGUACCAACUAGCAACAGCAACCAAUAGCAGCUUAAGAGUCCUCUGUUGGUCAGUCAUCAGUCACAUAGCGGCACUUUGUUUCUUUUUCUGUCUGUCUUUCAUUCAUCCCCAUUGUAAAAGUCCCUCCUUUUUUGUUAUAUUUACAAACCGGCGUAUUCAGUAGGACUAGGAAUGUCUGUCUGUCACCGUUGAGAGCUCUCCAGCCUAACUCCAGUGCUUCUGUCUGUUCUCACACUGACCCACCUGCUCCAACAACCCAUACCCCCCUCAGACCACUGCAACAACUCACCGUCGUCGUGUCUGUCCCCUGCCCUGUCAGUCACUGUGGCUGCGUUGUCAAUCAGUGACCCUUCGUGUUAA
This is a messenger RNA of Coregonus sp. 'balchen', 35927 nucleotides long. Lineage: Eukaryota; Metazoa; Chordata; Actinopteri; Salmoniformes; Salmonidae. The record is from the annotation of a GenBank genome assembly.